Molecule: messenger RNA, 273 nt
Organism: Triticum aestivum (bread wheat)
Lineage: Eukaryota; Viridiplantae; Streptophyta; Magnoliopsida; Poales; Poaceae
Product: elongation factor 1-alpha-like
Exons: 2
Coding region: 1-273 (90 amino acids)
Molecular function (GO): GTP binding; GTPase activity
Source: RefSeq, a predicted model, not a curated record
AUGGAAGUGGACACUUCCGGGAUGAUAAUUUUGGUAAUGUCAUGGAACACUUCUACGACAGCACAGUUUGCUUCAGCCAUUGGCAAGAAGACUCACAUCAAGAUUGUGGUCAUUUGGCAUCUCAACUCUGGCAAGUCGACCACCACUGGCCAUCUGAUGUACAAGCUUGGAGGUAUUGACAAGAGGUUGGAGAAGGAAGCUGCUGAGAUGAAUAAGAAAUCAAUCAAAUACGCGUGGGUGGUUGGCAAGAUGAAGGCUGAGCUGGAAAGAUGA